Pyrus x bretschneideri (Chinese white pear) is the source of this 282-nucleotide messenger RNA. RefSeq lists its product as uncharacterized. NCBI's taxonomy places the organism in Eukaryota, Viridiplantae, Streptophyta, Magnoliopsida, Rosales, Rosaceae. The transcript has a single exon. The record is from RefSeq and is a predicted model, not a curated record. Bases 1 to 282 code for a protein of 93 amino acids.
AUGAAAAUCUUCAAUCGCUUCAGGAAGAUAAUAAUGAAACUUAUUUUUACUGUCCCAUCUCGAUCAGCCCGCGGCACAUCUCCGUCGGGAGUUACGAGCACUUCCAGGCAAAGGAACAGCAGCUGUGACAGAUUUGAGCCUCCAAAGACUUCAUGCAGUUCGUACUACUCGUCGCACGUGCAUUAUAACGAGGCCAUCGCUGACUGCAUCGAGUUCUUUAAUAAGUCUUCUUCUGGCCAAGGGGGCAGUUUGGAUGAUGGAGAAUUCAACGUUAUGGUUUGA